AUGGCUACUCUCCAAUUACCGCAACAAGUUCCUUCUCCUGCCCAAGACUCUGAAACCCUCCGAAAAGCGUUCCAAGGAUGUAUAACCGAUGAGAAGGCUGUGAUUAAAGUAUUGGGUCAUAGGAAUGCAGCACAAAGAAAGAACAUUGGAGAUACUUAUCAGGAAUUAUACAAUCAAUCUCUCAUUGAUUCUCUCAAUUCUAAGCUUUCUGGUGAUUUUGGUAGAGCAGUGAUGUUGUGGACAUGCAAACCACUAGAAAGGGAUGCAAGGAUACUCCACAAAGUGUUGAAUUCAAAGCAAAUAGGCAUGAAUGAAUUAGCAAUAAUCAUCGAAAUCUGUGUUACAUCGUCUCCAUCCCAUUGGAGGGCUAUAAGAGACUGCUACAAUUCCCUAUUUGAAUCUAACUUCCAUCAAGACAUGAGUUCUGAUAUUGUCCCACGAACAUUUGUAUUGAAUCUACUUCGGUUUAUAAUGCCUGUCAGGAAAAGUUUGCCAACUGUAGAUUUGGAUUCGGUAAAUGAUGACACAACCAAAUUAAGAAGAGCUAUUGAGUCCAAAGAAAUAUAUGAACUUGAUUUUGGCUCAAUAUUUAGCUGGAGGAGCUUCUUGGAGCUCAAAGCAAUUUUCGAAUCUUACCAUCAAAAAUAUGGAAAUCCCAUUUCGGAGGAUAUCAAGGAUUUUGGGGAUGAGAUGUUGGAAUCUUUGGUGAAAAUUAUGAUUAGAUGCAUUGUUUCCCCUGAGAAAUAUUUGGCGGAGGUGAUCAGAGCUGCACUUUCCUGUCCUGCGGGUAUAGAUCAUGAUUCGCUUACAAGAGUGAUUGUGCGUAGGGCUGAAAUAGAUCUGAUGAAAGUGAGAGAAGCAUAUUUGGAGAUGAACGAAACAACCCUUGACAAAGCAGUUAAAUGCAACACCUCCGGAAACUAUCAGGACUUCUUGAUGGUGUUGUUGGGACAUGUUGGUUUGACAAUGCAGUUGACCAUAAUUCUUCAGAAAACUAGAAAGCAUAUCCAGAGAGCAGGUCUUUUACUUGUGUACCUGUACAAACGAAUGCUUGGAGAUAAACAUGAUGUAUGUGCUAGACUGAACUAUGGUGUGAACCAACAUUAUAUCGUUAAAAACCUCCAAGAGCCUUCUGGCAACGGAUGUUAUCUGUUGCACGUUGAGGGUUUUAGUGACGGAUUAGUGAGGGGUUUUGAUGGAUGCUAA
This is a messenger RNA of Lactuca sativa (garden lettuce), 1206 nucleotides long. RefSeq names its product annexin D3. Gene Ontology annotation, cellular component: plasma membrane; cytoplasm. Gene Ontology annotation, molecular function: calcium-dependent phospholipid binding; calcium ion binding; phosphatidylserine binding. Gene Ontology annotation, biological process: response to heat; response to water deprivation; response to cold. The record is from RefSeq and is a predicted model, not a curated record. NCBI's taxonomy places the organism in Eukaryota, Viridiplantae, Streptophyta, Magnoliopsida, Asterales, Asteraceae.